UAACCGGUGUGACGGUCAUCGGAAACACGACCCGUCGGCCACAGCCGGUCCGAGGUCGGCCUCAAGCGGGGAGAGACCUGAACGCCGUGAACUUGCCCACCGCCGUUACGCGCUCGCACGGCCGAAACGCGCGCGCGAACAGCUGCGACGACGGAAACAGGAAUCGAAAUGACCGCCGGCACGAACGUGCGCUCCGCCGCCCAGAGGAUCAGACCGAUUUCGGCGCGCAGUUAGUGUUGUGCCGUUGACGUACGUUUCAUUUUUUUUUUUUUUUUUCCUUUUCCUUUUUUUCCCCGUCGUCACCGUCGUCGCGGUUCAAUCGUCUACUCGCGAGUGGUGCGACGGAUAUCCGAACAAAAAAACCACCCGGCCGUCUUGAACGCGCGCGGCGAUGAUCUGCAAAGAGAUCAUAAGUGUCGGCGUGUGCAUCACGUUGAUGUGCUUAACCGCAACUUCAACUUGGCAAACGAGUUUCCUUAUACCGAAAUGGCUGCAGCAAUUGCCCGACGAAAACUUGACGGGCGUGCCGAAAUCUAUGAUGCAGCUUGAAAGCCGCAUGCUAUACCCUACUCGGCGAUUCCUGCAAAACAUGUUCAGUUCGCAGAGCCUCGUGAACAAAUCUUGGAUGUUACAGAGAACCCAACGGCGCAUGCUGAAGUCGACCAAGCCGUUCUGCAACACCAACGGCACCAGGUCAGCUACGCGGCCUUCGAGCGUACACGAACUGAGGCCAGGUGACAUAGACGUCAUCGGCGCCGUCGGAGAUUCGCUUACGGUCGGCACCGGAAGCUUUUCGUUCAUCUUACCGCAAUUAAUGGUCGACCACCGCGGAGUAUCUUGGACCGGUGGAGGACAAGGUACAUGGAAAGAAUUUUUAACCUUACCAAACAUUCUAAAAGUCUUCAAUCCGAAAUUGAUUGGCUACGCAUAUGGUGAUUCGCUAGCCGAAGAAAGAUUUUCUCAAUUCAACGUUGCUGAAGUUGGUGCUCUCAGUAAAGAUACUCUUUUUAUGACUAAAGAAUUGGUAAAAAGGAUCAAAAUGGAUAAAAGAGUUAAUCUAAAUGAUGACUGGAAGAUGAUAUCAUUAAUGUUGGGCUCAAAUACUAUUUGUCUAGAGAUAUGUUACAUUGAUUAUACCAAAUACGCUGAAAAACACAGAGAAAACAUUUUAUCGGCAUUACUAUACAUAAAGGAAAAUCUACCACGGACUCUAGUGAAUAUAAUUUUAAGUCCAAAUUUGAAAAUAUUGCUAGAGUUUAAUAAUUUGCCACCGAUUUGCUCCUUAACCCACAUCGUUGAAUGCCCAUGCUUAUAUGCGACACAGUAUAAAGAUAAACUACCGGAAUUUAUCAAACUAAUGACAAGAUUUCAAGAAAUCGAAAAAGAAAUUGUGGAAAUCGAAGAGCUGAAAGAUAAAGAAGAUUUUGCGGUUGUUCUCCAAACGUUCACGGAACAUAUAACGUUUCCGGUAAAUCGAUUCAACAGCACUGACACUUCAUACUUAUCAUCGGACUGUUUUCACUUCAGCCAGAAAGGUUAUGCCAGAGCCGCAAACGCAUUGUGGAACAAUAUAAUGGAACCAGUUGGGAGUAAGUCGACCAACUGGUCCAAAGAGUUCGAUCGAUUCAUUUGCCCGACGGACGAAUCGCCAUACAUUCGAACAUGGAGAAACAGUAUCACGUGAAUGGGAUUUGCAGACGAUUGUGUAGCACAAUUCCAAUGUGUCGAUCCAACACCGUAUUUGCAUAAUGUAUAUAAUGAUAUACAGCAUACGGGAAAUGAAGACUAAGCAGUAAAUAUUGUACAUAACACAGGCAGCCCGUCGCAUACACCGCAAUACCUAUAAUGACCAGAACUGAGCGUUUACGAGUAAAUAAGUUAAUUUUUAAGUUACUUUUAAUAUUAUGGUUACCAAUGAGAUAAUUUUUUUUCCACAAUACACAGUUACUAAUCAGUAAACUAA
Messenger RNA from Sipha flava (yellow sugarcane aphid), 1963 nucleotides. RefSeq names its product phospholipase B1, membrane-associated-like. The transcript is spliced from 8 exons. The coding region runs from base 392 to 1684 and encodes 430 amino acids. Gene Ontology annotation, molecular function: glycerophospholipase activity. The record is from RefSeq and is a predicted model, not a curated record. Lineage: Eukaryota; Metazoa; Arthropoda; Insecta; Hemiptera; Aphididae. Gene Ontology annotation, biological process: phospholipid metabolic process.